This is a messenger RNA of Endocarpon pusillum Z07020, 1008 nucleotides long. RefSeq lists its product as uncharacterized. The record is from RefSeq and is a predicted model, not a curated record. Bases 1 to 1008 code for a protein of 335 amino acids. The transcript has 2 exons. Gene Ontology annotation, cellular component: Mis6-Sim4 complex; kinetochore. Lineage: Eukaryota; Fungi; Ascomycota; Eurotiomycetes; Verrucariales; Verrucariaceae.
AUGGCACUGGUCGAAUCAGCCAGUCAAUCGCAUCAGUAUGAGGCUAUGCAUGAGCUGGAUGAUGAGAUCCGACAUGUCCAAGAGCAAAUCCAGGAGCUCACGAAACGCCGGCGGCUAGUUACCAACACCCUCCUCAGCUCGACCAAAGUCCAAAGCCAGCUGAAAAGUCAUGUCCCCACCACUUCUUCUCCCGACCUUCCCAUGGACGACCAACCCCUCAUCACCUCGGAGAAGUCUAGCUCUAUGACAAACCACCAAACGAAUAUGCACCGCCUCUCCUUUACCGUAACCACAUUCCCGUUCACAGAUCCCUCACCAAAUAACAGCCACCUCCAUGGCCGUCUCUUAGGGAUCCGUCUUGACCACUGUUCUCGACACGGCACCUUUCAAAAGCCCUACUACAUCCUACUUCGACGCGUUGAGGAGCAGAGUGACGAGUUCCGGGUGCAUCGACAUACCAUCCCCGCAUUCGUUGCAUUGGAGAGACUUGAGGAGCAAUUCCUGCCACUGAAGGACGAAGAUGAAGGAUAUACCGUUGCGGGUUCAGACGCCAAUCAGAAAAUAAAGCAGGAUCUACACGCCUUUGUCCGCAGAGUCCGACAUGAGCUUAUAUGUUGGGAGCUAAGAAGAGACGCCAUUGAAUUACUAAAGGAGCAAUUGGAAUUAAUCCCUUCCAAAAACCCCGACAGGGACGACAGGGACGACAGGGACGACAGGGACGACAGGGACGACGAGGGGAUGGACUAUGAUUCACAAGAGGACGGCAUAGGGCUCUACGGCAUCCAAUCAAUCGAAGCAACAGCAUUCGAAGCCCGCCAGGCACGAAUUACAUGGACAGAUGGCACGGUUGCACGGAUCAAGAUCUCCAAUAAGGGGCUGAUCGAGCGGGCCGUUGUUGUGGGUGACAAUGGGAGGAUCAAGGGCGUAGAGAAUCUCCUUGUGGACGGAGAGAGCAGGAUCGAAGAGCUAGUGCAGAAGUUGAAGGUCCUGGUUGGGGUCAGUUCGUGA